AUUCAAGAUAUGAAAUCCCAUGCCUUUUCCCCCUUUGAAAAUCCUUUUCCAGAUACCUACCAAGUUUGUUUCCCCUUGUUGCUAAUCCCGUCUCCGUACCUACCUACAACGUCGUUCCCAAGAUGACAGCGGAAUAUGACAAUAUGUCGAAAUGGCAUGCCGUGAGGUCGAAGAGGAUCUUCCAGGUGGUACAAUACAAUUGGAUCAUUUUUCCUGUUGCGACGGUAAUCACGUAUAACUUAUUCUUCCUUCUCUUCAACAAUCCGGAACUUCCGUUCUUCCACAUACCCACCGACUCUUCCCUGACUUUCACACGAGAUACAAUUCUUUGGAUGGUUUUGGCCUUGCCGAAUCGCCCCAUGGGCCUACUCAGCUUUUUCGGAGCGUGGUGGCCCUGUAGACCAUUUCGACUCAACAACCAACCCGUCAAGAGGUCUUUCAACCGCUUACUCAUCUGUCUCGUCACUCGUGGUGACCAACAAGAGAUCGUCGAGCGUUCAGUGGCUGCAAUCCAAGACCUAUAUAAAAAGGUCGAUGAUCGGGUGUCUCUUCAUGUGUUGUGUGAAGAGGAAUACGCCGGAAGAUUUCACGGCAUCUUUAGAGAUCACGUCUUCAUACAUGGAGUUCCUAGUUCUUAUAAACCCCGAAAGGCGAAGUACAAGGCCCGAGCUCUCGAGUGGUUUCGGAUCGAUAGGAAAAUCCAAGAUGAUGAUUGGGUCUUGUAUCUGGACGAAGAAACUAUGAUUGACGAGUACACUGUUAAGACCUGCGUCGAGUUCAUAUCUAAGCAAGACUCAGUUGAUCUAGGAACCGGGGUUAUACACUAUAACGGCCAUAAUUAUUGGGGCGCGGUUAUUCCGCAGAUUGGCGACAUCAAUCGUGUAACCGAUGACUAUGGUCGUUGCCAAUUCCAGGCCAACGCUGUGCAAAAGGCCUCAUUGGGCAUCCAUGGGGCUUUCCUCAUUGCCAGCGGUAAGGUACAAAAUGCAGUAACAUGGGAGACAGACUGCGUGACGGAAGACUACUGGUUUCUCUUAGGAGCUAUGAAGAGGGGAUUUCGAAUCGGAUGGGUCCCUGCUAUAGCCAGAGAACUCUCUCCGGCGACCAUUCACGACUUCGUGAGACAACGGCGACGCUGGUAUAGUGGUAUCCUAACCAUAGGUGAAUUAGACGGUCUGUUUCUGCUUUACUCGUGGUUAUGGUGUCUUUUGGGCCCUCUAUAUUGUUUUUAUUGUCUCGUCACAGAGCGGAGUAUCACUGCUGUCCCGUGGUGGCUUAUACAUAGCUUCACCUCGAUGUGUGUGUCACGUCAGGGCAUGGCGCCCGUCCCGCUAUGGUUCUUCCGCGUCAUCGUCUUCGAGAUGGCCCAAUAUACUGUCUACACUACAUUGUCGCUGUUCCUCCAGGACUGGGAUGCCGGUAUUCCAUGGACUUCCAUGAUCUAUACACAAAUCUUGUGCAACGUGCUGAGGCCUUUCGUGAACCUCGCCGAUGGCUACGCUGUACUUACUACAUUUUUGAGCCCGGAAAAGGAGUUCUUCGUAAUCAGGAAGAAAUAGGCUGGCUUGGGAAUGAUGCUUGCGCAGUAAGAAUAAGCCAAAUGCUAGAUAGGAGCAGAGAAAAGGCUUGGGGGUAGUAAGAGGACAGGGACGAGUAUAAGACAAACACGAUCCGAUAGAAGACUUAAAACUCGAAGGCUUAGAGUUGGGUGA
This is a messenger RNA of Hypoxylon fragiforme, 1712 nucleotides long. RefSeq names its product glycosyl transferase family group 2-domain-containing protein. The record is from RefSeq and is a predicted model, not a curated record. Gene Ontology annotation, molecular function: beta-1,4-mannosyltransferase activity. The transcript has 8 exons. Bases 123 to 1559 code for a protein of 478 amino acids. NCBI's taxonomy places the organism in Eukaryota, Fungi, Ascomycota, Sordariomycetes, Xylariales, Hypoxylaceae. Gene Ontology annotation, cellular component: cytoplasm.